AUGACGCAUCAGGUCUCCGACACCGUCGUGGAGCCUUACAAUUCCGUGCUCUCCGUGCACAUUCUUAUUGAGAACACAGACAUCACAUUCUGCAUCGACAACGAAGCGUUGUAUGACAUCUGCUUCCGCACACUGAAGCUCACGUGUCCGACAUUUGGUGACCUCAACCAUUUGGUCUCCGUCACCAUGUCGGGAGUUACCACGUGCCUUCGCUUCCCUGGCCAGCUCAACGCCGAUUUACGAAAACUAGCAGUCAAUAUGGUGCCCUUCCCUCGCCUCCACUUCUUCGUCCCCGGCUUCGCACCGCUCACAUCGCGAGGAAGCCAGCAGUACCGCUGCCUCACCGUGCCAGAACUCACCCAGCAGAUGUUCGACGCCAAGAAUAUGAUGGCGGCGUGCGACCCGCGCCACGGCCGCUACCUCACAGCGGCCGCCAUGUUCCGAGGCCGCAUGUCAGUCAAGGAAGUGGACGAGCAGAUGCUCAACGUGCAAAACAAGAACAGCAGUUACUUCGUGGAGUGGAUUCCAGACCACAUAAAAACGGCCGUCUGCGAUAUCCCGCCUCGAGGUUUGAAGAUGUCUGUUACGUUCAUGGGAAACACGACCGCAGUCGUUGAGGUGUUCAAACGCAUGACGGAACAGUUCACGGCUAUGUUCCGUCGCAAGGCCUUCUUGCACUGGUACUUGGGUGAGGGCAUGGACGAGAUGGAGUUCACGGAGGCCGAGUCGAACUUAAACGACUUGAUUUCGGAGUAUCAGCAGUACCAAGAAGCUGGAGGAGAAGAGGAGGGAGAAUUCGGUGGGGAAGAAGGAGGAGAGUAA
This is a messenger RNA of Gryllus bimaculatus (two-spotted cricket), 822 nucleotides long. The record is from the annotation of a GenBank genome assembly. NCBI's taxonomy places the organism in Eukaryota, Metazoa, Arthropoda, Insecta, Orthoptera, Gryllidae.